This is a messenger RNA of Micropterus dolomieu (smallmouth bass), 4992 nucleotides long. RefSeq names its product isoleucyl-tRNA synthetase 1 (gene iars1). Gene Ontology annotation, biological process: isoleucyl-tRNA aminoacylation. The record is from RefSeq and is a predicted model, not a curated record. The transcript is spliced from 34 exons. The coding region runs from base 256 to 4068 and encodes 1270 amino acids. Lineage: Eukaryota; Metazoa; Chordata; Actinopteri; Centrarchiformes; Centrarchidae. Gene Ontology annotation, molecular function: tRNA binding; aminoacyl-tRNA deacylase activity; ATP binding.
UUCAAACUCACAACGUACAGCUUUGAUAACAGUCACGCUUCAUUGUACCUCUGCUAGUGUACGGGUGCGUACAAACGCUGCCUUUAACUUUAAUUUGUUUACUUUGUAGUUUAGCUACAAGCUAAUUAACUUAAGCAUUGACAGGUUAGCUUAGCCCGCUAGCUAACAACAAGCAGGCGUCAAUCGUGUGAACUAACCGCUGUGGAAAAGUGACUUAUUGAAGUACCUUUUCAUUUUCUGUUUUGACAAGUCACCAUGGUGGAGCCAGUCCCUGAGUCCCUCAACUUUCCUUCCGAGGAGGAGAAGAUCUUGCAGUUAUGGCAAGAAAAGGACUGUUUCCAGGAAUGCCUCAAACAGUCUAAGAACAAGCCCAAGUACACAUUCUACGACGGCCCUCCUUUUGCCACAGGUCUACCCCACUAUGGGCACAUCCUAGCUGGCACCAUCAAGGACAUUGUUACUCGCUUUGCGCACCAGAGUGGCUUCCAUGUGGACCGGCGCUUUGGCUGGGACUGUCAUGGCCUGCCUGUGGAGUAUGAGAUUGACAAGACUUUGGGGAUUAAAGGGCCUGAAGAUGUGGCUAAGAUGGGCAUCGCUGAGUACAACAAGCAGUGCAGAAACAUUGUCAUGAGAUACGCCAAUGAGUGGGAGGUUUCAGUAAAGCGAAUGGGAAGGUGGAUUGACUUUAAGAACGACUACAAGACUCUCUACCCAUGGUUCAUGGAGACUGUCUGGUGGGUGUUCAAACAGCUGUACGACAAGGGUCUGGUUUACCGAGGUGUCAAAGUCAUGCCUUUCUCCACUGCCUGCAACACCCCCCUGUCCAACUUUGAGGCCAACCAGAACUAUAAGGAUGUACAGGACCCAUCCGUGAUUGUCAACUUCCCAUUGGUCGAGAAUGAGGACGUGGCUUUGAUCGCCUGGACGACCACACCAUGGACACUGCCAAGUAACCUGGCCCUCUGCGUUAACCCGGAGUUCUUGUAUGUCAAGGUCAAAGAUAACACCACAGGCAAAACCUACAUCAUGAUGGAGGCCAGGCUGGGAGCUCUGUUUAAGUCGGAGAGCGAGUACACUCUCCUGGAAAAAUUUCCUGGCAAGACGCUGAAAGGGAAAAAAUACAAGCCCCUUUUCCAGUACUUUGCCAAGUGUGGGGAGAAAGGAGCUUUCCAGGUGGUGAUGGAUAACUAUGUCAAGGAGGAAGAAGGCACAGGAGUGGUCCACCAGGCACCUUACUUUGGAGCUGAUGAUUACAGGGUGUGCACUGAAUUCAACAUCAUCCAGAGGGACCAGGCUCCUAUCUGCCCUGUGGAUGCCUCGGGCUGCUUCACUUCAGAGGUCACUGACUUUGCGGGACAGUAUGUCAAAGAUGCUGACAAGCAUAUCAUCAAGUGGCUGAAGGAGAAGGGCCGCCUUGUCAAUGCCAGCACGUUCAAACAUAAUUACCCCUUCUGCUGGAGGUCUGACACGCCCCUGAUCUACAAGGCCGUCCCCAGCUGGUUUGUUCGAGUGGAGCACAUGGUGGAGAAACUACUGGACAACAAUGACAAAUGCUACUGGGUUCCAGAGUUUGUGCGUGAGAAGCGUUUCGGGAACUGGCUGAGAGACGCACGGGACUGGGCAAUUUCUAGGAACCGUUACUGGGGAACACCGAUCCCUCUCUGGGUCAGCGACGACUUUGAGGAGGUGGUGUGUGUCGGGUCCAUGGCUGAACUGGAGGAACUGACCGGAGUCAAAGUAACUGAUCUCCAUCGGGAGAGCAUUGACAGUCUGACAAUCCCCUCGCGCUGUGGUAAGGGUGUCCUGCGGAGGGUCACAGAGGUGUUUGACUGCUGGUUUGAGAGCGGCAGCAUGCCUUACGCCCAAGUCCACUACCCUUUCGAAAACAGGAAGGAGUUUGAGGACACUUUCCCCGCAGACUUCAUCGCCGAAGGCAUUGACCAGACGAGGGGAUGGUUCUACACCCUCUUGGUGCUCUCCACAGCUCUGUUUGGCAAACCGCCCUUCAAGAAUGUCAUUGUUAACGGUUUGGUACUCGCUAGCGAUGGACAGAAGAUGAGUAAGCGUAAGAAGAACUACCCAGAUCCAGGACUGAUAGUGCAGAACUAUGGAGCCGAUGCCCUCAGACUGUACCUCAUCAACUCUCCUGUAGUGAGAGCUGAUAACCUGCGUUUCAAAGAGGAGGGAGUGCGAGACGUGUUGAAGGAUGUCUUCCUGCCGUGGUAUAAUGCCUAUCGCUUCCUGGUGCAGAAUGUACAAAGGUUACAGAAGGAGGAUGAGAUUGGGUUCAUGUACAACGAAAACACGUCAAAGCAGAGUGACAACAUCAUGGACAAAUGGAUUCAGUCCUUCACACAGUCCCUCAUCCAGUUCUUCAAGGCUGAGAUGGAUGCAUACCGCCUGUACACUGUUGUGCCUCGCCUGGUCAAGUUUGUGGACAUGCUCACCAACUGGUAUGUCAGGACCAACAGACGUCGUCUUAAGGGAGAGAGUGGCACUGAGGACUGCCUGUGGGCGCUGGAAACCCUCUUCAGUGUCCUGUUCUCCAUGUGCAGGCUGAUGGCCCCCUUCACACCCUUCAUUACAGAGAUGAUGUACCAAAAUCUGCGUCACCUCAUCGACCCCGCGUCUGUCGAAGAGAAGGACAGUGGCAGCAUCCACUAUCUAAUGCUGCCCCAAGUCAGGGAGAGUGUGAUUGACAAGCGCAUUGAGAGUGCUGUCUCACAGAUGCAGUCUGUGAUUGAGCUGGGCAGAGUGAUCCGAGACAGGAAGACCCUGCCCGUCAAGUAUCCAUUGAAGGAGGUGGUAGUUAUUCACCAGGACCCAGAGGCACUCAGAGACAUCCAGUCCCUGCAGAAAUACAUCCUGGAAGAGCUUAAUGUGCGACAGUUGACAUUGUCAACAGACAAGGACAAGUACGGUAUCAGUCUGAGAGCCGAGCCGGACCACAUGGUGCUGGGCAAGAGACUGAAAGGGGCCUUCAAAGCUGUCGCUGCUUCCAUCAAGGAGCUCACCAGCGAACAGCUAGAGUCCUUCCAGAAGACAGGAUCCAUCAUGGUGGACAGCCAUGAGCUUCAUGAGGAGGACCUCAGGCUGAUGUACACCUUCAACCAGAGCUCUGGCUCAGCCGCACAGUAUGAAGCACACUCUGAUGCACAGGUCCUGGUGCUGCUGGAUGUCUCCCCAGACCAGUCCAUGUUGGACGAAGGCGUUGCCCGUGAGGUCAUCAACCGCAUUCAGAAACUACGCAAGAAGGGCCAUUUGGUGCCUUCAGAUGAAAUAACUGUUUACUACCGCUGCCAGCCAGAGGGGGAGUACUUGGACUCUGUGAUCCAGGCUCACACUGAAUUUAUCCUGGCUACCACCAAGGCUCCACUGUUGCCCUUCCCUGUCCCUAAGACCGCCAGCGUCAUCAUAGAAGAAAAGACUCAGCUGAAGGGCUCAGACUUAGAGUUAACCAUAGUGAAGGGAUCUUCAGCCCCUCGAGCUGCUCUAAAUGGACCAGCUUGCACCUAUGUGAACAUCAGGGUGAAGGUCAAUAACAAAGAACAAGAGGGGGUUGUGCUGUUGGAGAACCCCAAAGGGGAUAACAGACUAAACUUGGACAAGCUGAAGAACGUGUGCAGCAGCAUCUUUGGAACUAAUAACACCAGGCUCAGAUUCUUCAAUAACGGGACUGAGCUGACCAGCAAAAUAGACCUUCAGGCUCUGAGCGGUAAAACUUUGUCAGUGACUUCAGGCUCAUCCUCCCCUGGCCCCGCACCCGCCCCCACCCCCGACACUCUCCUAUGUCCAUACGUGAACUUGCUGCUCUGCAAUGCACAACCAGCUGAGUGCCAGACAGGAGAGGUGGGCACCCUCCUGCUGGUGAACCCAGUGGGCCAGAAUGGGCUCGACUACUCGGGCCUGCUGUCUGAGACCGCCAAGGUUUUUGGCCUUCGCAGUAGACGGCUCAAACUCUACCUGGACCAGGACCUCACCCAGGAGCUGCCAGCUGAUUCGUCGGUAACAUCUCUAGACAACAAAACUCUGUUUGUGAGAGUUAUUCCAACAACUGCCGAAGCAUAAAUCCAGAGAACCCAUCUUGGCAGUUUUUUACUGCUAAAAUCCCACCUAUAGCCCCUUUGAUGUACAGUGUAGUCAUUACAUGAAGUGGUGUCAUUUAGAUCAGAUGCUUCUUUUGGAAAUCCUGAUGCAGAGCAGGCUUGUCUGUCAAAUUCAGAACUGUUAAUCCAUGUAGUCACUAUCACCCAUUUCUUAAGGCGCCCUCAGGCACAAACUUGGCGUCCCUUAAUAGGUCUUGACAUUUCUGUGUUUUUUUUAACUUGUUCAAAGAUGCUUACAAUACUGUCUUAUUUCCCUCAUACUGUCUUUAAUUUGUGACUGUGACAGUUUUCUAAGAAAGUUUACUCUGGACAAAGCAAGGGAUUUGCAUUAUUUCUUCACUCGAAAGUGGAUGCACUUCAAGAACAGUAUGAUUGUUCAUACAUAACAGCUAAACAGACCCACUGGACCGUCUAAUAGAAUCAAAACCAGAUAUCGAACUAUCCAGAAAUAUAUGCCAGUUUGUAUUUAUUCCAGUCAUGUUUUAGUAACUCUUCUUGAAAAAAAAGAUUCCAGGGAUCUGGCUAACCUUUCUAGCUGCCAUUAUUACUGAAGGGUGUUUUUUCUUUAUUAUGCUAAUGAUAAAAAUUAUGCAAGCUACUUUCCUUCAAGGUUUAUUUGAGGUGAGCUUAGUAAUUAUUGCUGUGGCUCAUAAUUAUGAAACCAAUUUGGCCUAUUGUGCUUACACACAAUUUAGAAUUUAACAGAUAAACCUGUUCUGUUCAUUGCAUUGGGAAUCCUUUAACAAUUGUAAAGGCAUUUAAAAGGUGAAAUGGAUUUUUAGGCUGCUGUACCUUCAGGACAAAAGGGUUGUCUAAUAAAAAGAGCAACAAAUGGAUAAUGUACUCUUUUAAGUGACAAAUGGAAUAAAUCAAAGGUGACCAAGAA